AUGGCUACAAACGGGAAUAAGGACCUUCACAUCCUGAUCGUAGGAGCUGGAACAAGCGGAUUGCUCAUUGCACAGGGUUUGAAGAAGGCAAACAUAUCUUUCUCGAUCUUUGAAACCGAGACCUCGACGACAUACCAGACGCGCCCACGAGAAUGGGGCAUGACACUGCAUUGGGGGAGUUCCCACAUCGCUUCAUGCCUGCCAAUUGAACUCGCAAAUCGCAUCCACGAAGCCUUCGCCGACCCGACCCAGGACCAAGCCUCCGCCACAGGUUUAUCGGUGUUCAAUGGCGAGACGGGCGAGCGCAUAUUUGAAAUCGCAGCGGACAAGCCUUGUCGCGUUAGCCGUAGGAAGAUGCGUAACUUGUUCAGCGAGGGCUUAGAUGUACAAUACGGGAAGAAGUUCACCAGUGCUGUGGUCGGUGACGAUGACAAGGUGAGGGUGACAUUCGAAGACGGCAGCACAGCCACUGGCCAUGUGCUGGUAGGCUGCGAUGGCGCAAAGUCGCGAGUUCGCGAAGCCAUUGUCGGCACAGAAGCAGCAAAACUCACCAAUGCAUCUGUCAGCAUGUUCAACUUCCCCUACAAAUUCGAUGCCGACCUCGCCAAGCGCAUACGAAACAUGAAUCCCCUCUUCAUUACAAGCAUACACCCGAGUCAUGGCACCAUGUUCUGGCUAUCCAUACAAGACGUGCCUGACCCCUCCGACCCCGCAACAUGGACAUUCCAGGUCCUGCAAUCGUGGCUGGACUCUAGUGUGCCAGAUGAUGUGGAUCUGUCCACCCUCGAAGGUCGCAUGUCGCUCUUCAAGAGGCGCACAGAAGAAUAUGCGGAGCCUUGGAGAUCUGCUGGCCGAGCUGUUGACCCUGCUACCGUGCUUCCACUUGACAAAGGCACGUUCUGGGAGAAGGCUGCCAAAUGGGACAACAAGGGUGGGAAGAUGACACUUUGUGGUGAUGCUGCGCAUCCUAUGACGCCGCAUAGAGGGCAAGGCCUCAACAACGCGUUGCAAGAUGCUGCUAAUUUCGUCGCUGCUAUGCGUAAAGCGCAUGGCUCUCCUGAGAAGGGACAGGAUCUCAAACAAGCUGUUGAUGAGUAUGAUGCUGAAGUCCUGGAACGGGGUGUAUUAGAGAUGAACAUCUCGCUCAAACAGACACUGUUCAUUCACGAUUGGGAUACGUUGAUGCAGAGUCCAAUGGUGAAGAUGGGUUUGCGUCAGGCAGAGAAGGGCACUCAAAGCACAUCUUAG
Molecule: messenger RNA, 1248 nt
Organism: Alternaria burnsii
Lineage: Eukaryota; Fungi; Ascomycota; Dothideomycetes; Pleosporales; Pleosporaceae
Product: fad nad-binding domain-containing protein
Exons: 2
Coding region: 1-1248 (415 amino acids)
Molecular function (GO): FAD binding
Source: RefSeq, a predicted model, not a curated record